Molecule: messenger RNA, 945 nt
Organism: Rotaria sordida
Lineage: Eukaryota; Metazoa; Rotifera; Eurotatoria; Philodinida; Philodinidae
Source: the annotation of a GenBank genome assembly
AUGUCAGAUACAUCAUUUUGGAUACAAUUUCUUCAUGAUUCGAAUUUAUCGAUUGAUAAUAAUACUGUUUUGCAGUAUGGCGCGAUAUUAGCUGAUCGAUUUUCAACAAUUGAAGAAUUGUUAACUGUUGAUGAGAAUGAAUUAAUUAAUCUUGGUAUUACUAAUCAAUUUGAUCGUGUCUGUUUAAUAAAACAAGCUCGUCUUUUUAAUGAGAAAAAAAAUUCUGUAUUUAUUCGAGAAUUUAAUGUUUCGAAUCAUGUUCUUGGAAAUUGCCAUGAUAAUAAUCAAUCGACUCUUAUACAUCGAAAAUCGAAAUGUAAUUUACCAUCAACAUUACUUUCUCGAAUAUCAUUUCAUAAUCAUUAUUCUUAUAAUGAAUUAACAAAUGAUGAUGAAAAAUGUCAUGUUGAACAUAUAAUUGAGAUACCAGAAAGAAUUAUAAUAAAUGAUAAUAAUGAAAAAAUUCAAAUAUUAAUUGAAUCACAUCAGAAAAAAAUUUUAUCAAGUCAUGGAAUGCGACCAAUAAAAUCACUCUCCAGUACGAUAUCAUUAAAAAAGAAGAUUACUAUUGGUACUGAUCGUCUUAAACGACUUACUUUAUCAAGAUCAUUAUUUAAAAGACAAACAGAUUUAAUAACAAAAAAAAUAUCAAAUAUAACCAAUAAAAUUCUAAAUCCAAUGACAAAAAUAAAAAAUAAAAAUGAUUCAAUAUUAAAACGAAUGCAAGAAAUUGAAGAACAAGAACUAAAUGAACAUGAAAAAACACAGGUUUUAAGUCUCAAUAAUGAAAUCGAACAAUCAACUGAUUUAAUUCCUCAUGAAGAUGUACACGAAUCAAAACAUAAUAUUCAACUUGUUCAAACAUUAGUUAAUAAACGAUUCAAACUUGGUACUACAACAACUUUUUUAACACGAUCACUUGCUAAUUAUAAUUAUAUGAAAUGA